Scheffersomyces coipomensis is the source of this 1018-nucleotide messenger RNA. RefSeq lists its product as uncharacterized. NCBI's taxonomy places the organism in Eukaryota, Fungi, Ascomycota, Pichiomycetes, Serinales, Debaryomycetaceae. The transcript has a single exon. Bases 198 to 944 code for a protein of 248 amino acids. Gene Ontology annotation, cellular component: nucleolus. The record is from RefSeq and is a predicted model, not a curated record.
GACCUGUAACAAUUAUGGUUUGAAAAAUCAUCAAUUAUAUUAUAACCGUUAUGUUAGCUUCAUCUCUUUGGGUUAUAUACAGGAAUUUUGUUUCAAGAUGCUCUUAAUAUAAUUUUUUAAUAUUUUUUUUUAUUUUUAACUACUAUAGUUUGAUCUGACGUCAAGUUAAUACAUAAAAGUUUAGUUAUAGUUGAUAUAUGAAUGCUAAUCAGUAUCUAAAGUCCUUUGGUUGGAAGGAAGGAGAAGCUCUUCAAGAGGGUGGUCUUAAGAAACCUUUAUUGGUGAAGCAUAAAAAGGAUACUAAAGGAUUAGGACAUGAUGCAAAUGAUGCAGAUGUAUGGUGGGAGAAGUUAUUUGAUGGACAAUUGAAAAGUUUAGAAAUUAAUAAUGGAAGUUCAGGAGAAGUUUCUUUCAAACAAAACUCUUCCCAAGUUAUUCUGCAUAUGAGAAAGGAAACAUCAGUAUUAUAUAGGAUGUUUGUUAAAGGGGAAGGUUUACAAGGAACAGUAGGGAAGACAGAUCAUACAAAGACCAAAGAUCAUAUAAUAGCAUCCAAGGUAGCUAAAGACAUAGAUGAAGCAUUGCAUUCUAAUCGACUAGAAGUAGAAGAAGUUAUUGAGACCAAAAUAAAAGAGAAAAAGGUAAAGUCAGACAAGAAAGAGAAGAAGAGUAAGAAGGAUGAAAAAUCAAACGACAAGAAAAUAAAGAAAGAGAAGAAGAGUAGUAAGAAAGACAAGAAAGAAAAGAGUAAAUCUAAGAAAGAUGAUAAAAUCUCUAGUAAAGUUUCGAAGAAAGUGAAAUCAGAUAAAAAGGAACACAAGAAGAAAAGUAAAGAUAUCACCAAAGAUGAAACACUGAGCUCUUCUAAAAAGCGUAAGAGAGAUUCUUCUGAAGACGACUCUUCCAAUAGGGACAAGAAGAAGUCCAAGAAAGAGAAGAAAUAAUUAAAUGUACAAUAGACAAUCCAUGCAUUUUAUAGAUAAAUAGUAAUAGCAUAAUUUUAAUAUUCAAAAUGAUA